AUGAUACCUGUCCUUAAUGAGGACGAUGAGCUGGUGUUUGAAUCAUGGCCAUUUAUUCUUCCACAUGACAUGGAGCUGGGCUCAGUCCGAUGUCUCUGUGAGCAUGGCUACCGUGACCUUUUUGGUCACUGUGGUGAUGAGAACUGGCAAGUAUACCAGGAUGGCUUUGGCGUUGAACGGCCGGAAGGUGACUCCUUCCCGCUUGCCUUCUUUGGGGAUGAAGUUGAAGUAUUUGACAAACAGCAAUAUAUGUGCAUCAACUUCAGCUCCGAAAGCAACCCGCUGUACAAGAACUCUUUUGUCUCCAGGGGAGAUUGGAAGUGGCUUGUUCAAGCGCUGCAGCUCAAAUAUGGACCUAGUUCAAAUGAAAUCUGUGCUGUGUGCAAGGCAACUCGUGGCUUGCAGGUGCCUCUGACAGACUUGAGCGAUUCAGCGGGGUGGAGGUCUCAACUCCGUGAUGGUGAGGUUGAUGCAAGGAUGAAGAAUGCAAGCAUGCAAAUCAAACAGUGGGGGAGGUUGAACUCAAAAUAUCGCUUGCCGUUUCGCUGGAACCUCAACAAACACAACUUGUCUUUGAAGACUAACAAGUUUGUCCACUAUGUUGGGAAAGCGUGGCACCUUUUUGUACUCCUUGGUUUUCUGAAUGACUUCCUGGAUAGUACUGCGGUGGAAGUUGAUGGAGACAUCAAGAUGGCAGUGUGGUCUGCCCUGCGUUUCACCCGCUUGCUCCAAAAUGAGCGGGAUGAGUCAGGGGUUUUCUUGAAGGAGGAUGUGGCCAAGGAAGUGGAGGUGGUUGCAUACAGGUAUAUGCAGCUUCAUUUGGUAUUGAACCGGAAGUAUGAAAGGAUGACUGUGUAUCGGCUGUUCAAUGUCAGACCGAAGAUGCACUUGCUGUGUCAUAUUGUUGACUCCUGUCGUCAAACAUUGAAAAACCCAGCAAGUGCCUCGUGUUGGCUGGAGGAGAACUGGGUAGGCCAGAUUGCCAGGCUAGCAAGGAAGACGCAUGUGCGCACUUCCCACUAUUCCACCUUGAUGCGAUAUGCUGCAGGACUGCUUGCUAUGUUCUCUUGUUGCCUGGAGCAAAGUCAUGUAUGUUCUAGGACUGAAGUUUGCCAUCAAGCAAGAAUGGGACAAGUACAAGGCUCCCUAUGA
Durusdinium trenchii is the source of this 1152-nucleotide messenger RNA. The record is from the annotation of a GenBank genome assembly. NCBI's taxonomy places the organism in Eukaryota, Dinophyceae, Suessiales, Symbiodiniaceae.